GGAAGUAGCUGUCAGAUCUGUGGCUGCAGGAUGGAGAGGAAGCUGCACAGUGUUUGAAAAAGAAACUCAACAAACAGGCUGAACACUGACAGGUUUUCACCGAGCAGACAUGAAGACAGUGUUUGUGACUGUCGGCACCACGAGUUUUGAUGAGCUCAUUACAAACAUCACGUCCUCAGAGGCCGUCCAGGCUUUAAAGGCUCGUGGAUAUGAGCGUUUGGUUCUUCAGGUUGGAAGAGGAUCCCUCCUUCCAGAUGCUGACAGCUGUCCUCACAUCAGACUGGAGGCUUUUCGAUUCAAAGACUCUAUAGCAGAGGACAUGAAACAGGCUGACCUCGUCAUCAGCCACGCAGGGGCAGGAAGCUGUUUGGAGGCGCUCGGUGCAGGCAGACCGCUGCUGGUCGUCGUCAAUGACAAGCUGAUGAACAACCACCAACUGGAGCUGGCCAGGCAGCUACACUCGGACUCCCACCUGCUGUACUGCACAUGCACAACACUGACAGAAACGCUGACGACCAUGGACCUCUCUGUUCUUCAGCCCUUCUUGCCUGGACAGCCGAAAUAUUUUGCAAACUUUCUAGACAAAGCCCUCGGCAUUCAGUGAAACUUUAAUUUUACAGCACUGGUUUUUUUCCUGUUACACUAAAGUGUGAUGAUUUUCAGAAUAUCAUGUCGUUGCCGAACUUUGGAGUCUUUUCUAUUUCUGUAAUAAUGUAAUACAUGUAAUAUAUGUCUAAUAAUAUUUGUCUAAUUUCA
Molecule: messenger RNA, 756 nt
Organism: Seriola aureovittata
Lineage: Eukaryota; Metazoa; Chordata; Actinopteri; Carangiformes; Carangidae
Exons: 4
Coding region: 110-604 (164 amino acids)
Biological process (GO): dolichol-linked oligosaccharide biosynthetic process
Molecular function (GO): hexosyltransferase activity
Source: RefSeq, a predicted model, not a curated record